This is a messenger RNA of Cariama cristata (Red-legged seriema), 2069 nucleotides long. RefSeq names its product nucleoporin 54kDa (gene NUP54). Gene Ontology annotation, cellular component: nuclear pore; nuclear pore central transport channel. Lineage: Eukaryota; Metazoa; Chordata; Aves; Cariamiformes; Cariamidae. Gene Ontology annotation, molecular function: structural constituent of nuclear pore. The record is from RefSeq and is a predicted model, not a curated record. Gene Ontology annotation, biological process: nuclear pore organization; NLS-bearing protein import into nucleus; protein localization to nuclear inner membrane.
AUGCCUGUCUUGUCUGUGGUGAUGGAAAAAUAUUUUAGCUUUUCUUCCCAGCCUACCUUUUACUUAGAACUAAUGUUACCUUGCUCUUUUUCUGCUUCCCGCUUGUCAGGAUUUGGUGGGCUUGAAACUACAAACUCCACUGCCAGUGGGUUUAAUUUUGGGGGUUUCGGAUUAACUGCUAAUCCUGCAGUGAACUUUAAUAUUGGGAAUUUCGGUGUUUCCACUACCUCAACUCCACCAUUCAAUUUUGGUAACAGUCUGGCAAGUGCAGGUGCGUUUGGAGGAUUUGGGACAACUACCACCACUGCGGGACCAGCAUUUAGUUUUUCUGCUCCCACCAAUACAGGCACCAGUGGACUCUUUGGUGCUACCCAGAACAAGGGCUUUGGAUUUGGUACUAGUUUUGGCACAGGAACUGGAACUGGCUUGGGUAGUGGAUUGGGAACUGGGCUAGGCUUUGGAGGCUUCGGUACCCAGCAGCAACAGACCACAUUAGGAAGCGGCUUGUUCAGCCAGCCUGCUCAGACACCUGAGGCGAACCAGCUGAUCAAUACAGCCAGUGCCCUCUCGGCUCCAACGCUCUUGGGAGAUGAGAGAGAUGCUAUUUUGGCAAAAUGGAACCAGCUUCAGGCCUUCUGGGGAACAGGCAAAGGGUACUUCAACAAUAACAUCGCUCCAGUGGAGUUUACGCAGGAAAACCCCUUUUGCAGGUUUAAGGCUGUGGGUUACAGUUUAAUGCCCAACAACAAAGAUGAAGAUGGCUUUGUGGUCUUGGUCUUUAACAGAAAAGAAAUAGAUAUUCGAAGUCAGCAGCAGCAGCUUGUAGAAUCACUACACAAAAUUCUGGGAGGAAACCAGACCCUCACUGUCAACGUAGAAGGUGUUAAAACAAUGCCAGAUGACCAGACAGAAGUGAUCAUUUACGUUGUUGAGCGCUCACCCAACGGCACUUCGAGGAGAGUUCCCGCAACGACCCUCUAUGCCCACUUUGAACAAGCCAACAUAAAAUCGUCCCUGCAGCAGCUGGGUGUCAGCCUCUCCAUGGCCAGAACAGAGCUUUCCCCGGCACAAGUCAAACAGCUCCUGCAAAACCCUCCUGCCGGUGUUGAUCCUAUUAUAUGGGAACAAGCCAAAGUUGAUAAUCCUGAUCCUGACAAGCUUAUUCCUGUGCCAAUGGUGGGUUUCAAGGAACUGUUGAGAAGAUUGAAGGUCCAAGAUCAGAUGACCAAACAGCAUCAAACUCGAUUAGAUAUAAUAUCAGAAGAUAUCAGUGAGCUGCAGAAAAACCAAACGACAACUAUGGCAAAAAUUGCACAGUACAAAAGGAAACUAAUGGCCCUUUCUCACAGAACGUUACAGGUGUUAAUAAAGCAGGAGAUCCAAAGGAAAAGUGGUUACGCCAUUCAAGCAGACGAAGAGCAGCUUCGUGUACAGUUAGAUACAAUUCAGUGUGAACUUAACGCACCUACACAGUUCAAGGGCAGACUGAAUGAGCUCAUGUCCCAAAUCAGGAUGCAAAACCACUUUGGAGCAGUGCGGGCUGAAGAGCGCUAUUACAUAGAUGCAGACCUCUUAAGGGAAAUCAAGCAACAUCUGAAGCAGCAACAAGAAGGCCUGAGUCACCUUAUUAGCAUUAUAAAGGAUGACUUGGAGGACAUCAAACUUAUAGAACAUGGGCUGAACGAGAGCAUUCCCAUCAGAGGAGGAGUCUUCAGUUGACGUGGUGGAUGCUGCUGGGCUUACACAGAACAUGUUACUCAAGGUCAUGGUUCACCUUCCAAGGCUAAAACUGUUGAGGUAAAAUCACGUAUCCUCUAGGAGCAAUGGUAUUUUGGCUGUUAUCUUUAGAAUUAGCAAAGCCUCUUCUCAGCUUUUGAACUUGACCUUUGGAAGGUUUAUAUUUUAUAAAGCUGUAUAUGCUUUAAUAAAAGAAGGAAAACUGAAUCUGUUCAGAUACUGGUUUACUAUAAAACUAUAUGUACUAUUGUACAUUUUUUCCUUUUUUUUUCCUUCCUUUUUUUACAACAGCAUUGUCCUAGAAAUGCAGUGCCAAGGGAAUUGUUCCACUU